CGAGACCAAAAGUGAAAUAGCUGGCUACUUAAGUCACUUUUACAGCCUGUCUUCGUUCUUUAUUUCAUAUAGAGAACAUCAGCGAGACACAGGGCUUGUCUAUUAAGCGAACAGCACUACAGAAACCUAAUUCCAUUUAAUCUUUUUCGGUAUCGCCAACGACAUUUGUUUCUACGCGUCUUCUCAGUUUUCGCUGUCUGUUUGAUGCUCUCCGCUUUUUGAAUAAGAAGUUGUUGUGCUGGGGCGGGUUGGAAUGUCCAGAGGCACGGACACCCCUCUUCAUGGUGCAGCCUUGACAACGACCGGAUUGUCCUUUUCUUCAGUAAAGAGGGUAAAGAUAAUAGUUCUACUGAGACCAAUGGCUGCCUGACGUCUUGAUGUCGGAUUGCCGUAGAGCCAAGUGGAGCUCUCUCAGGGGAUUCCUGUGAACACACACACACACACACAAACACACGCACAAGUACCCACAUAUACUCCCUAGCACAGCAGUGCAGUGCAUCUUGGAGCAGUACACUUCACAGGACACAAUGAGAGGCCACCUGCUGCCUGCCAUCCUCUUUCUGCCCUUGGUGGCCUCCAUGCAUUCAGAGGUGUUCAGUUGCAUCCUUCAACGGGAACACGAAAAGUGCAUGGAAAAGAUUGCGCUGCAUGACCCUGAUGACGACCUAGAAUAUGCGUGCCCAUGGACGUGGGAUAACCUGACAUGUUGGCAGGCUGCCAACGUGGGCGAGGUAGUGGAGGUCAACUGUCCAGAGCUCUUCCAUGCCUUCAUGGAGCCAGAGGACGAGAUGGGGAAGAUCACUAGAAACUGUACGUUGGAUGGAUGGUCUGAACCCUUCCCUCAAUACGAGGAAGUGUGCUACUUUGAGGACAACACCACCAAACCGGAUAUGUACUACGCCUCAGUCAAGGCCUUGUACACUGUUGGCUAUAGCACAUCGCUGGUGUCUCUCACUACAGCCAUGGUCAUACUCUGCAGAUUCAGAAAGCUCCACUGCACUCGGAACUUCAUCCACAUGAACCUGUUUGUCUCCUUCAUGUUGAGGGCCAUCUCAGUGUUCAUCAAGGACGGUGUGUUGUAUGCUGAGGAGGACAGCAACCACUGCUUCGCUCACACGGUGGCGUGUAGAACAGUAAUGGUGUUCUUCCACUACUGUGUGAUGUCUAACUACUUCUGGCUCUUCAUCGAAGGACUGUACCUCUUCACCUUAUUGGUGGAGACGUUCUUCCCUGAGCGAAGAUACUUCUAUUGGUACACCAUCAUUGGCUGGGGCACACCCACCAUUUCUGUAACUGUGUGGGCAGCUCUAAGGCUUCAUUUUGAUGACACCGGCUGCUGGGACACAAAUGAGAACACUGCCCUCUGGUGGGUCAUAAAGGGACCAGUGGUGACUUCCAUCAUGAUUAACUUUGUCCUCUUCAUUGGCAUCAUAAUCAUCUUGGUCCAGAAGUUACAGUCUCCUGAUAUAGGAGGCAACGAGUCCAGUAUAUACCUCAGCUGUGCUCAGAAAUGCUUCAGUGAGCCCGCUCAGGCUGUUCAGCAUUCCUGCAGGAUGUCCGAGCUAUCAACCAUCACUCUACGUCUUGCCCGUUCCACGCUCCUCCUCAUCCCCCUGUUCGGUAUUCAUUACACGGUGUUCGCCUUCUCCCCAGAGGAUGUCAGCAAGAGGGAGAGGCUGGUGUUUGAGCUGGGCCUGGGUUCCUUCCAGGGCUUCGUUGUGGCUGUUCUCUACUGCUUCCUCAAUGGAGAGUUUCUCCCUGAAGGUGCAGUCGGAGAUCAAGAGGAAAUGGCGCAGCUGGACGGUGAACCGAUACUUUGCUGUGGACCUGAGACAGCAACGUCAUCCUUCCCUGGCCAGCAGCGGGGUGAACGGAGGGACACAGCUGUCCAUCCUGAGCAAGAGCAGCUCCCAGAUCCGCAUGUCCAGCCCUCAGGCCGAGAACGGAGGGAGUCUCAACCUUCCGACCUGAACGUCUGACGGGCUCCGCGGCUUGACCCCGCCCCCUAUCCCACCCCGCCCCCGUCUGAACCUGCCCCCGUCUGUCCACCCCACUCUGUCUGGUCCAAUCGCACCCUCCGUUUAAUGAAGCGUUUCAUGAUGACAGAUGAUACAUGGUAGUGUCGUUAGUGGGAGAACAUCAAGGCUGUUUGCAUCUUCAACAGUCUUUUUUUUCUAGAAUCCCGUUGUGGUAGUAUUUGUUGUGCACGCGGAAUUGUGUUUGAAUAAUUGUAGCUUCUCAAAACUAAAUAGUUGUUUCUUUUUUCCAAUGUUGAGAUACGCCUGCAUUCUACAGGUAUAUCCGUAUAAGUGUAUUCACCAAAAACAACGGCGUGGAAGUGAUUGAGUCAGACUGCCAUGUAGGGUGUGGAGAAGUGCUGUACAAAGUGUGAAGUGAGUUUCAAAGUGCCAUACAGGUUGCCUCAUCUCAUCUAUUGUGGAUCCAAAGAGAUAAAGCAACCACAACUUUGCCAUUGCCUGUAAAAAUGCUACAGCACUUCUUUAUAAUGUUCAAGAUCAUAAAUUGUCAAAAUAUCCUUAGGAUCACGACAGUGUUCUCUUUUUAUACAAUCAGCCAUAGUACAGAGUAUGUCAAACGUGAAAACAACUCAUGGAUCCGCUCUUUGUAAAUAAUGAAUGUUGUUGUUGUGAUUCGUAUUUUCUUUUGUGCAUUUCCUGUAUCAGCAGUACAGUGACAGCCUUUUCAAAGAAAGGAACUGGAGCCCAAAUCUGUAGAAGUCAUCCCAUGUGUUGAGCCUGUAUUCUAUGGGAAAUCCUCUCUGCCCACCUGAAUUGGAAUUGUUUCAUUUGAUUUUACAGAAAAUAUUUGUCUAACCGUUUAACUUUUCAGAUUUUGGUUGAAAAUGUUCUUUUCUAAACUACAACGAUUUGCUCAGAGAGGUUUGAUACUCCAGAAAAAGGGGCACCCACUUGGAAAAGUUUGAGUAUAUUAUAUAUUUAGUUGAGUGUUUAUAUGGCAUGUUUGCUUACAAUACACUAGGGCCUGCAUAAAAUGAGGGUUAUGAUCUUAUUUAGAAGUCUAAGUUUACUUCCUGUUUUUGCUCCUCUCAGGAGGUUCUGCCUUUUAGCAGUCAUGUUAGCAGUCCAGAACACUGACCUUGUGCUCUGUCCCCUGGAGAACCUCCCAAGACCAUCAGUCAACACUGGCACAUGUCCAUCUUCAUUCAGUACCCCAGAACCACUAUUAGAACCUACACUCCCCCCCCCAAUUUUUUUUUUUCAUUUGGGUGCAAACCUUUUGUUUUAUUAACUCAUUCAUUCCAAAGUGCCUACUCACAAUAAAUGAUAUACUGGGUUGUAGAUUAAUGUGGAGAGAGUUAGGAUUAGUUCCGAUUGAACUUUAGUUUAAAUAUAAAAAAAAUCUUAAAAGAAUGUAAGGGGAUCUUUU
Molecule: messenger RNA, 3408 nt
Organism: Hypomesus transpacificus
Lineage: Eukaryota; Metazoa; Chordata; Actinopteri; Osmeriformes; Osmeridae
Gene: adcyap1r1a
Product: adenylate cyclase activating polypeptide 1a (pituitary) receptor type I
Exons: 16
Coding region: 528-1979 (483 amino acids)
Biological process (GO): adenylate cyclase-modulating G protein-coupled receptor signaling pathway; cell surface receptor signaling pathway
Cellular component (GO): neuron projection; plasma membrane
Molecular function (GO): vasoactive intestinal polypeptide receptor activity; peptide hormone binding; G protein-coupled peptide receptor activity
Source: RefSeq, a predicted model, not a curated record